This is a messenger RNA of Hipposideros armiger (great roundleaf bat), 1533 nucleotides long. RefSeq names its product 5-hydroxytryptamine receptor 1F (gene HTR1F). Gene Ontology annotation, biological process: adenylate cyclase-activating adrenergic receptor signaling pathway; positive regulation of MAPK cascade. Gene Ontology annotation, cellular component: plasma membrane. The transcript has 2 exons. The record is from RefSeq and is a predicted model, not a curated record. Lineage: Eukaryota; Metazoa; Chordata; Mammalia; Chiroptera; Hipposideridae. Gene Ontology annotation, molecular function: G protein-coupled serotonin receptor activity. Bases 341 to 1441 code for a protein of 366 amino acids.
AGGAGAAGGGGGAAAAGUGAGGGAAGCAAGAUGAGAAAGGGGUGAUGAAGAAAGGAAGAGAUGAAGGUAAGAAGAGACGAGCAUUAGGGGUGGUGGCGAGCCCCAGGCCUCUCUGCCCGCCCGCCGGUGCUUGGGACCCGCCCGGCCGCCCUCGGGAGUCCAGCAACGGAGAGCCCCGGGACGUGCCACUCUCCGCCCCGCCGCGGCCAGAGUCUGGCACGACCUCCCCGAUCGUCCACCCCCGGCUUAGGCGGCCACCUUUCCCCCUCCGGACCGCUGCAGGUUAGCGCUUGUGGUAUCCAUCUUUCAGCUUUAUUAAUCCUUUAAAACAACAAAAAAAAUGGAUUUCUUAAACUCAUCUGAUCAAAAUUUAACCUCAGAAGAGCUGUUAAACAGAAUGCCAUCCAAAAUUCUGGUAUCCAUCACUCUCUCCGGGCUGGCCCUGAUGACAACGACCAUCAACUCCCUUGUGAUUGCUGCAAUUAUUGUGACCCGGAAGCUGCACCAUCCAGCCAACUAUUUAAUUUGCUCCCUUGCAGUCACAGAUUUUCUUGUAGCUGUCCUAGUGAUGCCUUUCAGCAUUGUGUAUAUUGUGAGAGAGAGGUGGAUUAUGGGGCAAGUGGUCUGUGACAUUUGGCUAAGCGUUGACAUUACAUGCUGCACAUGCUCCAUCUUGCAUCUCUCUGCUAUCGCUUUGGAUCGGUAUCGGGCCAUCACAGAUGCUGUAGAGUAUGCAAGGAAAAGGACUCCCAAGCAUGCUGGCAUUAUGAUUACAGUAGUUUGGAUUAUAUCUAUUCUUAUCUCUAUGCCUCCUCUAUUCUGGAGGCACCAAGGAACUAGCCGAGAUGAUGAGUGCAUCAUCAAACACGACCACAUUGUUUCUACUAUUUACUCAACAUUUGGAGCUUUCUACAUCCCAUUGACAUUGAUUUUGAUCCUCUACUAUAAAAUAUAUAAAGCAGCAAAGACGUUAUACCACAAGAGACAAGCAAGUAGGAUUGCCAAGGAAGAGAUGAAUGGUCAAGUCCUUUUAGAGAGCAGUGAGAAAAGCACUAGACUCGUCUCCACACCCUACAUGCUAGAAAAGUCUUUAUCUGAUCCAUCAACAGACUUUGAUAAAAUUCAUAGCACAGUGAAGAGUUCCAGGUCUGAAUUCAAGUAUGAGAAAUCUUGGAGAAGGCAAAAGAUCUCAGGCGCAAGAGAACGAAAAGCAGCCACUACCCUGGGAUUAAUCUUGGGUGCAUUUGUAAUAUGUUGGCUUCCUUUUUUUGUAAAAGAAUUGAUUGUUAAUGUCUGUGCAAAGUGUGAAAUUUCUGAAGAAAUGUCAAAUUUUUUGACAUGGCUUGGAUAUCUCAAUUCCCUUAUAAAUCCACUGAUUUACACAAUCUUUAAUGAAGAUUUCAAGAAAGCAUUCCAAAAACUUGUGCGAUGUCAAUGUUAGUUUAAAGAAGUUUCAUUAUUAAAAUAUUGGGGGUUUUUUGAGGUGAAGUAACUAAAUGAAUGCUAAAUAAUAAAACAUUUAAACUUUUAAAA